Molecule: messenger RNA, 1359 nt
Organism: Rotaria sp. Silwood1
Lineage: Eukaryota; Metazoa; Rotifera; Eurotatoria; Philodinida; Philodinidae
Source: the annotation of a GenBank genome assembly
AUGUUGACUCGUUUGAUUAGUCGAUCAUUUUCUCGUUUAACUCAUUGUUGUUAUUUUUCAAAUUUAAUUAAUGAAGAAGAUGUAAAUGAUAAUAGUACUCAUUGUGUCAUAGCUGAUUCAUCAAAGUCGUUACCUCUUAUUAUUCCAACAGCAGGCGUACCGAUUCAUCUCUAUACACGUGAACUUGAAUCUCAAGCAUUAAAACAAUUGACGAUUUUAGCAGAAAGUGGUAUUGCUAAAGGAUUUGUUGCUGCUAUGGCUGAUGUUCAUGUUGGUGUUGGUGCUACUAUCGGAACUGUUUUUGCUUCUAUCACUCAUGUAUGCCCAUAUGCUGUUGGUGCUGAUAUCGGUUGUGGAAUGAUUGCCGCACCAAUUGAUGGUUUAACAUUUAAUAAUUUAAAAGAAAGAUGGAAAAAAGAAAUUCAACAAAAAAUUAAAACAGCAAUACCAACAGGAUUUGAUGCAAGAGUAAAAGCACAUAAAAAAGCUGAUCGAAUUAUUCGUGAUUUAGGUAAAUGUACGAAUUAUUUAAAAAAUGAAAUAUGUGAUAUAACAAAAAAACAAUUAGGUACACUUGGUUCAGGAAAUCAUUUUCUUGAAAUACUUUAUGAUGAAAAUGAACAAGUUUGGAUAAUGUUACAUAGUGGUUCACGUCGAAUUGGUAAAGAAACAUGCGAUUAUUAUCAUAGUGUAGCUGGUCGUCAAAUGUCAAAAUAUCGUUUACCUGUUAUUAAUGAAUUAAAAUAUUUAGAUAUUGAUUCAAUCGAAGGUCAAGAUUAUUUAAUAGAUAUGCGAUGGUGUUUAAAUUAUGCUGAACAAAAUCGUCGCAUAAUGUUAGAUGAACUUUGCUUAAUAGUAAAAUCAGUUACUGGAUAUGAAGUAGAUCUUAAACGUAUGGUUAAUAUUCAUCAUAAUUAUUGUCAACAAGAAAAUGUUUCUUUUGAUAAUUCUAAGGAAGAUUUAGUUUGGAUAACAAGAAAAGGUGCUACAAGUGCGCGAAAAGGUCAAUUAGGAAUUAUUCCUGGUUCAAUGGGUACUGGUUCAUUUAUAGUCGAAGGUUUAGGAAAUCCUUUAUCAUUUUAUUCAUGUUCUCAUGGUGCUGGUAGAAUAAUGUCAAGAACAAUGGCAAUGAAAACCAUUUCUCAACAAUCAUUUGAACAAGCUAUGAAAGGUAUUGUUAGUGAUACCAAUGAAAGAUUGAGAGAUGAAGCACCGCAAGCAUAUAAAGAUUUGACGACAGUAAUGAGUAACCAAGAAACAUUGGUGAAAAUUGUUCAUCAUCUUAAACCGCUUAUUAAUGGCAAAGGCAUAUCAGAAAAUAAUAUACGUUAUUCAAAGAAGAAAAACAAGAAAAGAUGA